Molecule: messenger RNA, 1571 nt
Organism: Salvelinus fontinalis (brook trout)
Lineage: Eukaryota; Metazoa; Chordata; Actinopteri; Salmoniformes; Salmonidae
Product: replication protein A 32 kDa subunit-like
Exons: 9
Coding region: 226-1062 (278 amino acids)
Biological process (GO): DNA replication; double-strand break repair via homologous recombination; nucleotide-excision repair
Cellular component (GO): nucleus; DNA replication factor A complex; site of double-strand break
Molecular function (GO): DNA binding
Source: RefSeq, a predicted model, not a curated record
UCGCAUGUUCAUUGGUUUAGCUACCAAAUCUAAUCAGAGAAUCUCAUUGGACAAUGGAUUUAGCGGCAUUUCUGUAGGGCGCAUGCGUUCUAUACUGUCAACUUUCCAGCGCGCGGAAUUGUAUAAGAAGAGGAAGAGGAAUAGUUGUGAAUAGUUUUUACACGUUUUAUUGUCUUGCCACCUGUUUAAACAUUAUUUUAUCAUAUAACGUAAGGUAACGGCACCAUGUGGAACCAAGGUGGAUCAUACGGUGAAUCAAACAUGGGUGGUGGAUACACUCAGUCCCCGGGAGGAUUCGCAUCACCUGCUGCCUCCCAGGGAGGAGAGAAGAAAGGGAGACAACGUGCCCAACAUAUUAUCCCCUGCACAGUGUCCCAGCUCAUGUCUGCUGCCCAAACAGAGGAUGUCUUCAGAGUAGGAGAGAUAGAGGUUGCCCAGGUUACCAUUGUGGGCAUCAUCAGAACCACUGACAAAUCCAUGACCAACAUCCAGUACAAAGUCGAUGACAUGACAGGGGCCCCUAUGGACGUGAAGCAGUGGGUAGAUACGGAGGAUUCCAGUGUGGACAGCACUGUCAUCCCCCCAGGCACUUACGUCAAGGUCUCUGGCAAUUUGCGCUCCUUCCAGAACCACAGGUCCGUGGUAGCGUUCAGCGUCCGGCCCCUAGAGGACAUGAACGAGAUCACCUCUCACAUGCUGGAGGUGGUGCAGGCACAUGUGCUGCUCAGCAAACCACAGACUAUUAUGUUGGGCGGAGGAGGGGGAAUGAACACUAGCAUGGUGCCCUUGUCGCGGCCGGGAAUGGGUGGCAACAUGGGAGGUGGAUACUCGGGUGCCAACGACAUGUCCGCUAACGGCCUGAGCCCAAGCCAGAACCAGGUGCUGAGCUUGAUAAGGAGCUGUGCAGACGCACAGGGUAUCAGCACACAGGACUUGAAGCAGAGAUUGAGCGGCAUGAGCUUGGCUGUCAUCAAGCAUGCAGUGGAGUUCCUCAGCAACGAAGGACACAUCUUCUCCACCAUCGACGAAGAUCACUUCAAGUCUACGGACAAUGACGACUAAAGCAUCUCUCCAUUCCCUGUUAGCACUAAGAACAUGAUCAUAGUCUUGGGUUCAUUCUCAACACACUGUGCGCUAUGAGCGGACGAUUGUAUUUAAGAAUAACACCCAACCCCCUCUUAGAAUUUUAAGAUCUCAACACUGAAAAUAGAACCUGUAGUCAUUCAUCGAAGCAUGAUUCAUACUGAGGAACAUCAUGGGAAGUGUAUAUAAUCCUGAGGGUUUCUGUGAAAUUAGGCCUUGGUUUGACUGACGUGGUGGCCAGUGUUCACAUAUCCUGUUUCAACUUCCGUUAAUUAUAUUACAGUAAGAGUGGGUGCAUCACAGGCCAAUGAUUUGUCUCACAGUGAAUGCAAUCUGUGUGACUACCAGUUCCUGAAUCAUUGGUCUUGGUAGUUGUCGUUUAAAAAUGGUGGACAGAAUGCAAAAUUUUGCCAUUCCUAUUCAGAUUGUCUUAUGUCUCUGUUUUGUUUUUGUCUCUAGUAAAUGUAUAUUUUCAGAAAAAUGUGUAA